Messenger RNA from Plasmopara halstedii, 369 nucleotides. RefSeq lists its product as uncharacterized. The record is from RefSeq and is a predicted model, not a curated record. The coding region runs from base 1 to 369 and encodes 122 amino acids. The transcript has a single exon. NCBI's taxonomy places the organism in Eukaryota, Oomycota, Peronosporomycetes, Peronosporales, Peronosporaceae.
AUGGGCAACACUUUGCCUUCCGGAAAGAAGUUUCUGUACUCGGACAAUGACUAUCAGCUUGCUAUUGAGGCCUCUAAAGAGUUGGAAUAUAUUUUAGAAUCGGAAUUUCAAGCUUAUGGUCAAGGGCUACACGAGAAAGUUUCAUCUAUUGAGAGGGCGAUCCCCGUGCCGACAAUUCGAUCCAUCCGGUACGUUGCGACAUUGCGCAAUCGGCUAAUUCACGACCGAGAGAUGAAAGCGCUACCUGAUCGUCAAGCUUUUAUCAAGAAUUUUGACAAUGCUAUGGCCGAGCUUAAUAUUCUUAUUGACAAAAAGCGGCUAGACACACAUGGUACACCUGCUACAGCUCCAGGAUGCGUGAUUUCUUAG